Messenger RNA from Tilletiopsis washingtonensis, 1375 nucleotides. RefSeq names its product kinase-like protein. The record is from RefSeq and is a predicted model, not a curated record. Bases 104 to 1375 code for a protein of 423 amino acids. Gene Ontology annotation, biological process: protein phosphorylation. Gene Ontology annotation, cellular component: nucleus. Lineage: Eukaryota; Fungi; Basidiomycota; Exobasidiomycetes; Entylomatales. The transcript has 3 exons. Gene Ontology annotation, molecular function: ATP binding; cyclin-dependent protein serine/threonine kinase activity.
CUCCUGCACAUGCAUACCCUCUUCUCUCUUCGCAAGCGCGCUUGACGCAUUCGUGACUCGCGUCGCUUGCUUGCCGAGCGAGCGGCCCAUACGUGUGACAGCCAUGGCUCGCGCACGUCUCUCGCUGCUUGAUCUGCCGGGCCCCUCGUCGCUGCCCUUCACGCUGGCCCAGCUGCUGUGCGACGCCGAGCCGCACGCCGACGGCCUCACGUCGAGCAUCCUGCGUGCGCCGCUGCCCGCCGCGCUGCCCGCCGCCGCAGCCGCCGGCGGGCUCGCGCGCUGGCUCGCGCUCAAGCGCGUGGCGCGCGAGGACGAGGCGGCGCCGCACGACGUCGUGCGAGAGGCGCAGCUGCUGGAGCACUCGCACGGCGCGGCGAAUGUCGUGCCUUUACUCGGUGCUUUUGUGGACACGUCAGAUCCAUGGUGCAGCUGGAUCUAUCUCGUCGAGCCGCUCUACCCUCUCACGCUAGCCGACGCUCUCCGCAUCCCACCACAAGGUCUGCCGGCAGAUUGGCAAGGCUCCAUGGGCCGCGACUUCGGGCCGGCAGCGCUGUGCGCCGACUGCCACACGGCGCGCUUCCGGCAUGGCGUGGCCGCAGGCCUGCUCGCCGGCCUGGCGCACCUGCAUGCUCUCGGAAUAGCGCACCGCGACAUCAAGCCCUCCAACAUCCUACUCAGCGCAAAUGGAGAGCCACGCCUGGCAGAUCUGGGCACUGCGUGUCGCAGCAGCGCGCGCUCGCACACCAUGGACGUCGGCACGCGGGCAUACCGCGCGCCGGAGCUGCUCUUCGCACCCAGCAGUGGCUACGACGGGCUUGCCGCCGACGUGUGGUCAGCCGGCACUGUUCUGGCGGAGUUCUGGACUCCCAUGCGCCAGACGACGCCACGCGUGCAGACGGCGGCGGCGCCGCCGCCAUGGGAGCAAGCGCUGGCGAGCGAAGAAGCUUGGGCCAGGCUUGAGCGACAGCCGCAGCGGCAGUCUGAGAGCGUGGACUGGCAGGUCGACGACGACGAAGACGACGACGCAGACGACGACGAGAUGGUUGUGAGCGACACGGGCUACGUGCGGACGACGCUGUUCGACGAGCGUGGAGACAUUGCGCUCGCCGGGAGCAUCUUUGAGCUGCUAGGCCGUCCCAGCGACGACAGUGCUUGGCCUGAAGCCGUCGACUUCUGUCCCACGCUUCAGCGCAUGCCCUUUCCUGCACGUCCGCCUGCGCAAGGUGGCCUGCGAGCUCGAUUGGGCUUGGACACGAGCGUCGAUGCGUUCGACGAGCGCAUCCUGGCCUUCUGCGAGGCAGCCCUCGCUCUCUCCGCCAGCGCUCGGCCCACGUCUGCACUUGCCCGCGCCUUGCUCGUGGACGCAGAGGAAUGA